This is a messenger RNA of Tripterygium wilfordii, 1124 nucleotides long. RefSeq lists its product as uncharacterized. The transcript is spliced from 3 exons. Lineage: Eukaryota; Viridiplantae; Streptophyta; Magnoliopsida; Celastrales; Celastraceae. The record is from RefSeq and is a predicted model, not a curated record. The coding region runs from base 27 to 1088 and encodes 353 amino acids.
AACAAGAAAAGAAAUACGAUCCAUCUAUGCCUAUUUCACUGCUUGAGGUUCAUGAUGUUUUCUACGACAAAGACAAGUCUCCACACUGUUCAACUGAAGCCCAUAAGGAGUGUACUGAGAAUGCUUCUGGACAGCAAAGCAGGGAAAGAUGUAGCAAUGGCAACAAUUCAUUCUGUCCGAGAUCAAGUGAACACCAAUUUUCAACAAACUCCAUUCAUGCCGAGGAUUCGUGGACUCCAAAUAAGCGAAGAAAGUUAGAUGGUCAACUAAGUCUCAGACUAUCUUCUUCACCGGGCUUGAGGGUGGAUGAUGUCUUGCAAUCAGAUGUCAGGGAGGGCAUAAUAGGCGAAAUGAAUCAGAAUAUGGAAUGCCACCUGUCUGAAAGACCUCAAUCUUCGUAUCAGCGGCCAGUUGAGAAGGUUGUACAUGAAUUAGAAGAGAAGGAUGACAGUCUGCAUGCCAUAUUCACUUUGAUGCAUGAAAAACUAGGACAUUCUUUAGUCUCAGGCUCGACUAAGCUGCAAAAUGGAUAUUCCGAAGAUAGUUUGUUGGAGGAUACAAAAUUGGCAGAUCCCACUGGUGUUCUCUCUGAUGCAAGAAGGGAGCUAAAAAAUGAAGAAAGCCAAUUACCAUUGCAUGUUGAAGACCAACUUGAACUUGGAACAAAAGAAAAUAACACCGCUUCCAAGAAUUCCAUGGAAGAGAGAGAAAUCCUACUACCUGGAAAUGACAAGUCCUUGUCUUAUGCAGUUGAUUCUCAAUGUAGAAAAAUCAUUGAUAUGAUUGGCACUAAUCAAAUAAUGCCCGAAUAUGAGGGAUUCAUUGUGCAAACAUUUGAUGAAGACUCAUGCAUCGCUGGAGACAGAAUUAGCAUUGACAAACUGAACCUUCCAUCCACAACAUUGGAACGUGUUGGUAUUCUUGAACAGCUAUGCAAAUCCUCUUGCUUGCAUACCUCAUUAUCUGAAAUCUCAGCUACUUGCAAAUUGAACAGACCAGAAAAUUUAACCCAGUCCAUUCAUAAUGGCCUUCUUGAGGGCAUGGACCUGAGGAGCACCUUUUCUAUCGACGGUGAUACUAGCAAUUAGAAACUAGCUACAGUUGCAUGAAUAAGGAUGCCAACC